AUGCUCAGUGGGCGGUCAGAAGAGUUCACUCAUCCGGUAGACGAUCUGAUCGAGAUCCAAGCUUCGCGUAGGGACUCUGGGUUUCUGGAUAUGGAAGACGGUCACCGGAUUGUGCAGAAGAAACCCGUACGCGUUAUCGCAGCGGUGUGCAAAGAAAGGGGCAUCGGAAAAAAUGGCACACUGCCCUGGAAUCUACCAUCUGAAUUCCAGUACUUUCUCCGCAGUGUUACACAAGUCUCCAAACCAGGAAAGUUUAAUAUGUUGGUGUGGGGCAAACUGUGCUGGUUCUCCAACCCUCAGACUAUGUUCCCAAUGGCUAAUGUUUUGAAUGCAGUCCUGAGUGAAACACUGGCGACAGUUCCAGAUUAUGCCCAUUUCCUGUGUCAGGACCUGAAGAGUGCUGUCCUUUUGGCAGCACAGUACCCGCUCGCAGACUUGAUUGAGACCAUUUGGGUUGUUGGAGGCACUCGGGUCUACAAGGAUGCACUGGAUCAUCCCUGGUGUGAUUUAGUGUUCCUGACUGAUAUCAUGGCUGAAUUUGAGUGUGAUGUCUUCUUCCCUGAGAUGGAUCCACAAGUUUUCAAGAAGGUGCAAGAAAGAUUUGCUGGAGUCCCAAGUGGAAUCCACGAGGAGAAUGGCAUUAAAUAUCAAUUCCAGGUAUUCAAGCGGAAUGAUGAAGAGAGAAAUGAAGAGAAUGUUUUGAACGACAGUUAAAUGUUUUGCUAUUGUAAUAUCACUGUAAAACUUCAUCAGUAUUCCAGUUUUUAUACCCAAAUGUUUUUAUUAGUUCUGACGGUAAUGAAAACAAAAAAAUGCUGUGCUGUUGUGGGUGAGUGACUGUUUGCACUAGAGUAGGGGUCCUCAACCACCAGUCCUCAGGGCAUUUGGUACUGGGCCUCACAGAAAUAACUUGCCUUAAUUCCGUUUUAUUUAUUUCGGAACACGAAAGAUGUUUUAUUGAGAAAAAUCACCGGAUCCUCUGUUACAUCUGUCUGUGUCACGCAUGACACACGUCAAGCCGCGCUUCUCCGUCACGUGACCGAUUACGCUAAAAACAAAAUGCUGGAGCUCGCAAAAUGAGCGAAAAAACUGCUGGAGAUCGCAAAUGACGGCAGCCUUAAAAGUACGUUCGAGACAACUGGAUUAAAGUUAUGGCUGAAUACUCCGAGAUCGCCACAAUAGCACUGUUGCCAUUUCCGACAUCCUACCUGUGUGAGGCGGGGGGUUUCUGCAGCAAUGGCGACUAAAACAAAAUUACGAAGUAGACUGGACAUAAACCACACACUUGAGGUGUCAUUGUCUCCUAUUACUCCAAGAUGGGACCGUAUGGUUACAGAAAAUCAAGCUUGGGGCUGUGGCGAGUCGUCAUUUUCAUGCACUUUGAAUUUGCGUUGUAUCGUAUUUUGAAGGCAUUAAACAUGACCAUCGCGAUAUGAGUGUUGCGGCCAGAUUAGACGCUCCUUGUCUUUAUUAUUAUAUUUCGAAAACACAACAGUUUUCAUGCAGCUCAUACCAUAUUAUUUUGUUGAAUUAUGUCCGCCACACCUUAAGCGCCGGUCCCUGAAAAUAUUGUCUGACAUAAACCAAAAAAGGUUGGGGACCCCUGCACUAGUGUAUGUCACACCCUGGUCAUUCUGUUUCACAAAUUUUAACAAUGGUUUGGAUGGUGCCCACCUGAAUCUGAGUUAUGAGAAACAUAAUCUUCACGGAGAAUCUGUUACUUCAGUUUCCUUGACCUGUUCUGUCAGACCAAUAAACUGUACCCACAGUUUACUAAUCUA
This is a messenger RNA of Hippocampus zosterae (dwarf seahorse), 1781 nucleotides long. RefSeq names its product zgc:153031. Gene Ontology annotation, biological process: dihydrofolate metabolic process; glycine biosynthetic process; folic acid metabolic process. Lineage: Eukaryota; Metazoa; Chordata; Actinopteri; Syngnathiformes; Syngnathidae. Gene Ontology annotation, cellular component: mitochondrion. Gene Ontology annotation, molecular function: NADP binding; dihydrofolate reductase activity. The record is from RefSeq and is a predicted model, not a curated record.